Megalops cyprinoides (Indo-Pacific tarpon) is the source of this 2239-nucleotide messenger RNA. RefSeq lists its product as uncharacterized. The transcript has 6 exons. Bases 59 to 2239 code for a protein of 726 amino acids. The record is from RefSeq and is a predicted model, not a curated record. Lineage: Eukaryota; Metazoa; Chordata; Actinopteri; Elopiformes; Megalopidae.
UUCCUCUGGGACACAUUGUGUGUGGCAGUUCUUUGUGCCCGUGGGCUACCGGCUGAUAAUGGAGAUGUUUGAUUUUGAUGUGUUUGAAAGUCACGACAACAUUGCUAGGUAUGCUGUCACCCCAGAGGUGAAUAUGGAGGGAAUCGUCUAUGAUGGUGCAACACCAACCCUGAGGAGUACUGCCAUAGUGGAUUACAUGGAGUCACCAAAAGGCCCCACCCAUCAGGCCCAGGGGGGCACCAUGAAGGCCCCCCAGGCUUCCCAAAAGGAUGAGGCCAAACAGGUGGUGGUGCAGGAGCAGUCCACCAAAAUGGAGAUGGCCAAAAUCUCCAACUCGGCCAAGUGGUCUGCUGAUUUGCUCCAAGCCCCACCCUCGCCAGCCCCAAAUUCUCACCCUCUGCCACCAGGUGCCCAGCCUCUCAGUGAAAAGAAGGAAAACUCCAUCUCCUCCCAGGCCUUCAGAGGGGAUGGUGACCCUGACCAAAGGGCGGUCCCAAGUCGGCCUGACUCCAAGGGUACCCCUACGCCACAACCAGCCAUGAACACAGACACCACCAGCCCUGAGACCCAGCAGCCCGUCAUUGACGCCUGCCCCCACGACGUGCUCUACAUCUCCGACCUCAUCACAUUCUCCUCCCGCUUCUGUGGCUCCAACAAGCCCACGGGCCGCCAGCUGGUCUUUGGCUCCCAGGAGGAGAUGGUGGAGGUCAUCAUGGAGCUGAUCACCACCACACACUGGGGCCGUGGCUUUGCCCUGCUCUUCCACUACCACAACCACACCGACAUCGGGGACCAGCGCCUGCUCACGCCCCCCUCCAGCAAGAUGGAUGCCCUGCUGGCUGCUGUGUGCGGAGCAGCCUUCUUCGCAUUGGUCCUCACCACUGUCCUGUGUGUCAUCUUCAGGCCUAAACUAUGUGCAAAAAGAGCCCACGCCUGCUCCUCCACCAGCUCAGAGCAGCAGGAGGGGCCGCAGAGCUCAGGGGUGGACGUCAGCGAGCUGCAGCUGGUGGCGCCCAAUCAAGCUGGCUUGGAGGUCCCUGCCGAGAAUGACAGCAACCAGCGCUCCCUCGGCCUGAGUCAGCUGCACUCAGGUUCCUCUGUCAGCGGGGGAGCUGACAUUUCCCACAAUGCUGAGCUUGAGUUGUCGCCCAAUGGACUGACGGAGCUGGACCUGGGGACAGACGAGGUGUUUGUGAUCUCGUCAGGACCCAGUCCAAGUGGACUGCCCUUCUGUCCCCGCACGCAGAGGGAGCGGUUUCUGAGGCACAGUGACACCGGGCCCAGCCCUGUGGGUGACUGGCUGUCCCCAGACUCAGCCGGGGCCCUCCCUGCAGCGGGGAAAGGUGGCCAAGGGGGCGGCACCAGCAGUGCCAGGCCUAGAGCCUGGAGCGUCCGCACCUUCCAGGACCUCCUUCCCCCCCUGCCGCAGCUACAAAGGAAGUGGUGCAGCUGGAACUCCACCAGUCCCUUCACCAAGCUGGUGGACAGCGCACCAGCCAGCUCAGCGGCAGAAUGUCACAGUGAUGGCCGCAGGAAAAUCUUCUCAGAUACUCACCUUGAGAGCAAGGCGGACAGCAACCAGUCUGACUCCUCCAUGAGCAACGCCUCCUACCCCCUGGCCCAGCCGGCUCAGAGACAGCGCCGACUCAACUCCAUCAGCAACCUGCGGCGCUCCCGGUUCACCACCCCCUGCUUCAGCCUCCUCUCCGGGCCAUCAGAGAGUGCCAAGGCCCCCGCCGGUCCACUAGGUGCGCACCCCCAUCCCCAGGCCUCUCCCUCAGAGCCCAUCAAUGGCUGCCUGGGGCGGUCACCCCAGGGAGAGGUGCCGGGCGGUAGCCCGCGGGAUUUCCCCGGGGAGGGGGACCACGUCAGUGUGCCUGUGUUUGCCAUCUCCGAGGAGGAAGACCGUCAGCCCCUUGUCAUGGCCGAGCACCUGGGGCAAUCCCCGCUGCUGAAUGGGCUGAGCCAGGAGCCGUACAGCAGAAAGACACAGGCCAGCAGGAGCCCCAGCGCCACGAGUCCAGUCAAUGGCUCACUCCUUCCAAGGGGGCGAUCAGACUGGAGACCCUGGGGCUGCCACGCCCUGGGAGAUGGCAGUGUCCUCCCCUCUGAUUCACCCACAGACGCUGAGGUCCGGGAUGUGAAGUCCGCCUUGGUGCACAACACGGCCAAACAAAUCCAGCCUUCUUCUCUCAGCCAGUCAACACUGCCAUGCAGUGUGGCGGGCAAAGAGAUGUGA